AUGAAUACCGUUUCUGUCCAUGCGUUGAGUACGGGUCAUAUCACCAUUCCCGAACGAUUCUUCGUGACACCCGCAGAUCCAGUUGCCAAACGGACAGUGCCUUCGCUUUCCUUCCUAAUCCAACACACCGACGGAGAAACCGGAAAGCUAACACGACUUGUUUUUGACCUGGGCAUGCGGAGGGAUCUCAAUCUGUACCCGACAGCACUGCGAGACCAUCUAGCUAGUCGCGGACCGAUAUCGACACAUCCGGAUGUCGUCGCCUCCCUUGCAGCAGGCGGAUUAGGAGUGGAUGACAUCGACUAUGUGGUGUUUAGCCAUGUCCACUACGACCACGUCGGAUUCCCACGAGACUUCUCCAACCCGAAGACCAAAUUCAUCGUUGGCCAUGGCGUCCUUGAUCUUCUGAGCGGGAAGACGCAGCACGACUUGGGCAAGCAUAUGGUCUUUGAACCAGAUCUGCUACCGUCAGACCGCACGACAGAGUUGCCUCCGCCUAAUGCCGAGCAUCACGACCGGUUCUCGUGGGAGCGUCUGGCUUCGUUCCCACAAGCAAUCGACUUGUUCAAAGAUGGGACGGUCUACAUCGUCAACGCGCCUGGUCAUCUCCCGGGACAUAUCAAUCUGUUGUGCAAAACGUCCAAUCAGCCCGCAAAGUUUGUGUGCCUUGCAGGCGACGCAUGCCACGACGUUCGCCUGCUGACCGGGGAGAGGGAUAUUGCGACCUGGACCGACGAGACCGGGAGACAUUGCUGCAUGCAUGUCGACAUUCCGAGUUCAAAGGAGACUUUGGCUCGGCUACAUGCUGCCUCGAAGCACGGGAUCCAGUUGGAGGGCGAAGAUUCCCCGGCUCAGGUCGAAAUAGUCCUUGCACAUGACUGGGCGUGGGAGCGAGAAGCAAAGCAGAAGGGGAAAUUCUGGCCUGGCAGAUUGUAG
Molecule: messenger RNA, 936 nt
Organism: Capronia epimyces CBS 606.96
Lineage: Eukaryota; Fungi; Ascomycota; Eurotiomycetes; Chaetothyriales; Herpotrichiellaceae
Exons: 1
Coding region: 1-936 (311 amino acids)
Source: RefSeq, a predicted model, not a curated record